AUGGCGAAGUCAGGCAAAAUUGACUAUGCUAACGAAACGUUUGAGGAUGUUUUGACAGAAAGAAAUGACAUGGCGAAGACGGAGAGAGUUUACAGAAUGAGGAUCAGACAGCUGGAAGAAGAAUUGAAACAAAUGGUUCACCAGUGCCAGGGGUUGUCUACAGAGAAUAAAGAACUGCGAAAAACUUUGGACGGGAUGAAAGCAGUUAAGGAAAAACCUGAAAAUAUUGACUUAUUAGCAAAAGUAACGAAACUAGAGUCAGAUAAAGCCAAACUGGUUGCAGAAUAUAACAAAAAGUUACAACAGAUGGAGUUGGUUAUGCUCGACAGUGCAAAGAUUAGAACCGUGAACACGGAGUUGGAAAACAAGGUGAAAGAGCUCGAACAACAUAUAGAGUCUUUAAACAGCAAGCUGCAAUCCCACGAGAAUGAAAAAACCCGCGGCUUGGAGACUAAAAUCCGAGAUCUUCAAGCUACAAUGAAAGAUUUGGAGUGUGAGAAAAAAGUUGUAGAAGCCAAAGUUAAAUCACUGGAAUAUGACAAUAUAAGUUUAACAGAUUCCGUAGAAAACAAACGAAGAGAAAUAGAAGAUCUAACUAAUUCACUACAAACAAAAGUUUUGUCGGAAGCAAAUCUGAACGUUUUACAAGACGAGAAUAAAAAACUCAAACAAGAUGUAACCGAGAUGAACAAAAAAUUGAGAGACCUGGCAAUCAGCAAACAGAAAUUGCAGGAGCUGCUUCAAGAACAAGAUAGUACGUUGACAAAAGCAAAAUCUGAUAAUGAAGAGAAGGACAAAAUUAUAGCCCAGCUGAGAAAGGAUUCGGAAGUGAAGACACAAGAGAUCAAGAAGUUGAAUGAGUCGCAACAAGCGUCAAGAGACAAGGAGAAAGAAUCACUGGUAUCCAGGAUUGCUUCACUCAAAGCGGAAAUCGAUAGCAGCUUGUCGGAGAACUACAAGUUGAAACAGGAACGGGAAGACAUGGCCAGAAUCAACGACAUGCUUCGCCAAGAGAACCAUGACUUAAUUGAGGCUGGUAAAGAAAGCAAAAAAUAUCUUCGCAAAUGGGAGCAGGAGAAAGAUCAUCGCGUCAAAGUUGAACAAGAUUUAGAUAAAAAGAAAGAAGAAGUCUCCAUGCUAGAGACUCGCUUGAAGGAGGCAGAGAGGACUGUGAGUACGUUGAAGAACCGAGUUAAAUCUGAGGACGAAACAGAUGAUCUCAAUACCUCAGUUAGAAACAAUCCUGUGACAGACAAACAAGUUUUGAUUGACCAAAAUAUGAAAUUGCGGCAGAUGCUUGUGGAGAGAAACAUCGAGCUGACAAAUACGAAACACGAACAAACGCUUACAAACUCACGUAUCCAACAUCUUGAGCGGAAACAGAACAACGCCGAAGUUAAAGUGAAACAUUUGUCUGAAUAUCUCGGAAGUGUGAUUUACAACAGUGGCCAAGAGAGCAAUUCUGAAGAAACAAAAAUGUUCUUAAUGUCCCCAGGACAGAAAAGUCAAAAAUUCCCGCCCCAAAAGAACAAUUCGAAACUGAGUCCACGAAAAAUCAUCGAACCCUCCGUGAAAGAAUCCAGCAAGACCGGCAGUAGUGAGCGAGUACACACGACUUCAAGUUUGCCGCUGUUGGACACAUCGUCUGCCCCAGGUUCCCGGUUAGGCAAUGGUUACUUCACUUUGUACAGAGAGAAACAAAAACGUGUCAAAGGCAAGGGGUAUAUGUAA
Molecule: messenger RNA, 1731 nt
Organism: Candidula unifasciata
Lineage: Eukaryota; Metazoa; Mollusca; Gastropoda; Stylommatophora; Geomitridae
Source: the annotation of a GenBank genome assembly